CCCGCUCUUGCGUUAGACUUUUGAGUUUGCCAUUGCCAGUGGACGCCCUUUAGGAUCAAUUAUCAUGGCCGUUCAGCGCGCUGUCAUUGUCCGAGAGCGCGGUCAAGUUACUUUGGCCGAUGAUGUGCCGAUACCCGCUUUGCCUGAUGAUUAUAUCCUGGUGAAGACACAAGCAGUGGCUUUGAACCCAACGGACUGGAAGCACGUUGACUUCGACACCUGCACAGGAACCAUCGUCGGCUGUGACUACGCCGGUGUCGUGGAGGCUAUCGGGCCACGAGUCAGGAAGCCUUGGAAGAAAGGGGACCGCGUGGCCGGCUUUGUGCACGGGUGUAACGUGAAGCAGACUCAUGGAGGUGCAUUUGCGCAGUAUGUCAUCGCGAAAGGGGACAUACAAUUCAGGGUGCCAAAAUGGAUGAGCAUUGACGGAGCCGCUUUCUUGGGUGUUGGCAUGAUGACUAUCGGCCAGAAUCUUUAUCAGUCCAUGCAACUCCCUGGCCCUGGAAUGGCAUGUGAUGAUGAGAUAGCGGAUAUGCAGAGAGACGAGAAGGGAAAUGAUGAGGACAUCCCUAGCAUCCUGAUCUACGGUGGUGCAACGUCAACAGGUUCCCUCGCGAUCCAAUUUGCAAAGCUAUCUGGGCUGCGCGUCGUCACAACGUGCUCAGAAGUUAAUCGUGCCUGGAUGCAUGAACUGGGUGCGGAUGCCGUCUUUGACUAUCACGAUCCUCACGUAGGUGACCGGAUCCGUGAGUUUACCGAUGACACCCUCGAGCUAGCUUUCGAUACAAUUUCCACUAACCAAACGGCUGCUAUCUGUGCCGCUGCCAUUUCAUCCUCCGGGGGCUGUUACAAUGCACUGCUAGACGUACGAUGCCCGCGAGGCGAUGUCGAUACGCAUGUUUCCAUGGCAUACGAUAUGAUUGGAGAGCCAUAUGUGAUGGGAGGCAAAGAAGUCCAGGCCCAGCCAGAAAAUCUCUCAUUUGGAGCGCAAUGGGCGAAUACCGUCGAAGUCCUUUUGCAGAGCCGUCAGGUCACCUCCCAACGGUUCCAGGUCAAGCCAGGAGGCCUAGCCGGGAUUGCUUCGGGGUUGGAUUGGCUGCGGCAAGGCAAGGUGCGGGCCUCAAAGCUGGUGUAUAAGGUCGAUGAAACUGCUUGA
Molecule: messenger RNA, 1156 nt
Organism: Aspergillus costaricaensis CBS 115574
Lineage: Eukaryota; Fungi; Ascomycota; Eurotiomycetes; Eurotiales; Aspergillaceae
Product: zinc-binding alcohol dehydrogenase family protein
Exons: 2
Coding region: 65-1156 (363 amino acids)
Molecular function (GO): oxidoreductase activity, acting on NAD(P)H
Source: RefSeq, a predicted model, not a curated record